UAGCUCGCGAUCAAAUCGAGCAAAGCUUGCGAGCGAAAAUGUCAUCCAUCAAGGAACGCAUGGUACAGCUUGAGCAAGCACAAAAGAAUGCAGAAGUGACUUGUGAAGCUACUGAGCGCGAAUUGGAACUAGAAGCCCAGCUGGUGGAAGCCAGAAGUAUCAUACAGGAACAGGCAUCCAUCAUGAGCAAACACCGAGAAGACACUUGACACACAGCAGCUUAUCGUCUUCUUAUCGCUAUAAACGGCCUCUGAAUUGCCCUACCGUAGCUAAAUGGACACGAGCUACAGAAUCGAUGGCCUCUCCUUCGGAAUCAAAUUCAACAGGUACCCCGUAAGAAGUUCUCCCAGCAAGCAGCUCAAGUGCAGCAGCAGAUUCUCGAGCGUAGCAAUCGACUACUCAGCACAGGAUAGCAAUAAUGUAGCCGAAUGGAGGCUUCCUGGAGGAGGCGGAGCAGCAGCAGCUCAAGAGCGCAAGGCACGAGAGCGAGCAGCCCAAGCAGCUGCCGAAGCCCUCAUAAAGGUUUUGCUGGCCAACUCGGUAGACCCACAUCUCCUAUCUCGAGCUCUGGACGAGUGCUACGGCUCAAGACGGCUCGUCCCUGUGGUAGUUGGCAGAGUUCUCGUCAAGCUCAGGAAUCCACAGGCAGCAAUGCUCUUCUUCCAGUGGGCUAAAGCCCGUCCAGGCUUCCAGCACAACACUUACACCUGCAAUUCCCUCCUGGAGGUCUUUGUUAACGACGGAUGCCAUCGGGAGGCAUACAGAGUCUUCAAAGACGAGCUUGUCAGGCUCUUCAGGCCCGACGACUUCACCUAUGGGACUUUGAUAAGAGGUUUUUGCAAAGCUGAGCAAAUACCACAGGCAGUAAAUCUUCUUGGGGAGAUGAAGGCCGCAGGAAUUACUCCCACCAUCGUCACCUUUGGCUCUCUCAUUCGCAAGCUUUGCGAACUGAAUUUCACCAACAAAGCACUUCAAAUCUUCCACCAGAUGAUCGACAUGAAAGUGAAGCCCGACGCUUUUCUAUACACCGUCGUCAUCGGACACCUGUGCAAGAUCAACAAGUUAGACUUGGCGGCCUCCUACUUCGAACAAAUGGUACAAAGCGGCUGCUUACCCGACAAAGUCACGUACACCGUUCUCGUCCACAGCCUCUUCAAAGCUUGCAAGUGGGAACAAGGCCACCAGAUCUUCGAAGAGAUGUUGAGCAAAGGACACUCACCCGAGCUGGUUACGUAUGCCACCGUCGUCAACGGAUACUGCAAAGCCGGCAGGAUAGACCAAGCUCUCUCGCUCAUGAGACGCUUGAAAGGCACCGGACGAUCACCCAGCGGCUCCUUGUACAGCACUCUGAUCGACGGCCUCUGCAAGCAUGACCGACACGAGGAAGCACGGGAGCUGUUUGAGAUGGCCGCGGGAGACGUCCAGGACGUGAUCGUCUACACCAGCUUCAUCAGCGGGCUGUGCAAGGCCGGAAAGCUGGACGAGGCGAAAGCUGUUCAUGUCAAGAUGAUCGAAGCUGGCUGUGCUCCCGACCCAGUCUCGUACAACGUGAUAAUCUACAGCCUCUGCAAGGACAACCGAGUGAGCGAGGCCAAGGAACUCAUGGACCAGGCAAUGGAGAGGAAGUGCAUGCCUGGAGUGCCCGUGUGCACGGUGCUGGUGGACGGCCUUUGCAAGUCUCGCCGGGUGGAGGAGGCCUGCGUGAUCCUGGAACGGAUGCUGGAAGCCGGGGACCGAGCUCCGAGCGUGGUGACUUACAGCGCAGUCAUCGACGGGCUUUGCAAGGCGGACAGGCUCGACGACGCCUACAUCGUGCUCCAGAAGAUGCGAAGAGCUGGCUGCGUCCCGGACGUGGUGACUUACACCGCCAUCAUCGACGCCUUCUGCAAAGUGGGACGGCUGGACGAAGCCCGCGAGCUGUUCCAGCGAAUGCACGAGAGAGGCUGCGCGUCGGACGUGGUGGCCUACAACAUCUUGAUCCGGGGCUACUGCCGAGCGGCCAAAGUGGACGAGGCCAUCGCCAUGAUCGAGGAGAUGGCCGGGAGAGGGAUCCAGCCCAACGUGGUGUCGCUCAGCACCAUCGUGGACGGGCUGUGCAAGGAGUCGAGGGUGGAAGAAGCUCGGCUUCUCAUGGAAAAGAUGAACUUCGAGAGCUUGCCGGAUAGCGAUCCAGUCAGUUAAAAGUGUUUCGAUUCGAAGAUGGAAUGAUAGAAGAUCUGCCAACCAUCGUCACUCUUUUUCUCUAGAGAAGAAGAGGCUCUCUCC
Selaginella moellendorffii is the source of this 2265-nucleotide messenger RNA. Its product is annotated as pentatricopeptide repeat-containing protein At1g63400. The record is from RefSeq and is a predicted model, not a curated record. Gene Ontology annotation, molecular function: protein binding. The transcript has 3 exons. Bases 274 to 2181 code for a protein of 635 amino acids. NCBI's taxonomy places the organism in Eukaryota, Viridiplantae, Streptophyta, Lycopodiopsida, Selaginellales, Selaginellaceae.